AUGGCGUCUACAUCCACGUUUCGGGAGGUUUGGGCGACGAAUCUCGAGCAAGAGUUCGCAGAGAUACGGAGGCUUAUUGACAGCUAUCCCUAUGUAGCCAUGGACACAGAGUUUCCGGGUGUCGUUGCGCGCCCGAUAGGGAACUUCCAAGCGUCCUCAGAUUACCUGUAUCAGACUAUGCGCUGCAACGUGGACCUGUUAAAGAUGAUUCAAAUCGGAUUUACACUGUCAGACACCGAAGGGAACCAUCCACCAGACGUCAGCACCUGGCAAUUCAACUUCCACUUCAGCCUGAACGAGGAUAUGUACGCUCCAGACUCUUACGAGCUUCUUCGGAAUGCUGGACUGGACUUCACACGGCAUGAGGAGUUUGGGAUAUAUCCGAACGACUUUGCUGAAUUAAUUAUCACAUCCGGGCUUGUGCUUAAUGACGAAGUAAAGUGGAUAACCUAUCACAGCGGGUAUGACUUCGGAUAUUUGCUCAAGAUUUUGACUGGGGCACCAUUACCGUUAAACGAGAGCGAUUUCCAUUCAAUAUUAUCAAUAUGGUUUCCCGCCAUCUUUGAUGUGAAGUAUAUCCACAAGCAAUUGGACAAAUCAUUCAAAGGCGGGUUGAAGGACGUCGCGGACCAGCUUCAGGUGUCACGCGUUGGGGAGCAGCAUCAGGCAGGGUCUGACAGUUUAUUAACCUCAGCCACCUUCUUCAAGAUGAGACAAACGCUUUUCCAGCCGGGUGGAUUUGAUGAAAAAACUUACAGGUGA
Molecule: messenger RNA, 762 nt
Organism: Cantharellus anzutake
Lineage: Eukaryota; Fungi; Basidiomycota; Agaricomycetes; Cantharellales; Hydnaceae
Product: ribonuclease CAF1
Exons: 4
Coding region: 1-762 (253 amino acids)
Cellular component (GO): CCR4-NOT core complex; CCR4-NOT complex; P-body
Molecular function (GO): poly(A)-specific ribonuclease activity; nucleic acid binding
Source: RefSeq, a predicted model, not a curated record